AUGGCCGCCAGGCUCUUGCCUGGAUCCUUCCAUGAAUUCCAGAAGCAGCGAUGCUCCAGAGGCAGCACGAACCAUCGCUCGUCGCUUGCGCUGAUCUACCCACAAGCUAUUGAAGAGGAGGAGUCCGUUUCACGAUCCAGCAACAACGGAGAAGAUCUGCUACGCGCGGAGAGAUCAGAGGCCAACGAGACGGCGGCGGGACCACUUGUUCUUUCGAAAACGCUGGUGACGUCCAACUCUCCCCAAGGAUCUUCCUCGGAGCGCGAGGAGGACUUCACUGCUCACCCAACGGCCGGACAGGAAUCGUUCUUGCUGCAGGAUACGGACCGAGUUGCUCCGUCGCACACUCAUCUCCCCGCCGAAGCUGCUCCCGUGGAGAUCGGCCUUUCGGCGGACAACCCCAUCAGCAGUAUCGUCGCGGGAACUGACCAUCAUGCAACUGGACUCAACUCGAGCGGCACGGAGAGCGUCGCAGCGAACAACGCGGGGAGGAACCGGGUGUGGGAUAAGCUCUGCAACCUCAUACGUCCAUACUACUACUACCAGGCUGCUCCUAGUACCUCCACACCUCUGCUGCUUGCGCCGUCGUCCAGCGACAACCACCUUGGAUCUGCGAGCUCUAACGACGGCGAUCGGACCGCUCUUCGCGCGGCAGCGCAUCACACGCGGAGCAGCUCGUACAACUCGCGCCUCUUCUGCUUCGGAGUGCUGCCUCCCACGCUCGCCAUCCCAUGCGCGGCGCCGGCGCCGGCGGCCCCCUCGCGGACUCUUCUUCCGCCAAUGCAGCCGCACAUGCAGCUGUCGAACGGGAGGGCCGCGCGAAAGACGCUGGUUCUGGAUCUCGACGAGACGCUCGUGCACUCGUCCUUCUCCGCGCCGCCCAACGCCGACUUCGUCGUGCCGCUCACCAUGGACGGCCGCACUGCGUCCGUGUUCGUCCUCAAGCGGCCCGGCGUCGAGCGGUUCCUAUCCGCCAUGGCGCCAAUCUUCGAAGUCGUCGUCUUCACCGCGAGCCUCGCGCGAUACGCGGACCCCGUACUAGACCUGCUCGACCCCACCGGCGAGCUGAUUCACCACCGGCUGUUCCGCGAGUCGUGCGUGCAGAUGGAGAGCGGCGGCGGGUACGUGAAGGACCUGUCGAUUCUCGGACGCGAUCUGGCGGACGUGCUUCUGGUGGACAACUCGCCGCUGUCGUACGCGCGGCAGCCCGCGAAUGGCGUGCCGAUCUCGUCGUUCAUCGACGACCCGCGCGACGUGGAGCUCCUCGCGCUGAUUCCGUUCCUCGAGCACAUGGCGCGCGUCGGCGACGACGUGCGCAGGCAUUUGGGCGGCGGCGGCGCGUGGGUGAAUGUGGGCUCGCGGGAGAGUGCGGGUAGGAAGCAGCUGGAGAGCGGAUGCAAGCAAGCCAUGUGCUGA
Molecule: messenger RNA, 1416 nt
Organism: Closterium sp. Naga37s-1
Lineage: Eukaryota; Viridiplantae; Streptophyta; Zygnematophyceae; Desmidiales; Closteriaceae
Source: the annotation of a GenBank genome assembly